GGGGGCACUUUUUUGAGUGUAUCCGUGUUCGCCCAACUUUCUUUGUUCCUUUUUAUUUUCAGCAACCAUCCCGACCUGCGUCUUUCCUCUCUUCUCUUUUCAAUUUCCUCCAUUCCUCUUCCUCCCUCUCCUUUUCCACUUCUUUUCCCCCACCCCCACCGGACACAACUCACGCGCCACCAUGUCGGACCCAUCCAAGACCAACCUCAUCACCCUUACCCGCCACGUCUUCCAGGACCAGGUCGAGAACUACAAGGAGGCCUCCGGCGACCUCACCCUCCUCCUCACCGCCAUCCAGCUCGGCUGCAAGUUCGUCGCCUCCAAUGUCCGCAAGGCCAGCUUGAUCAGCAUGACUGGUCUUGCCAACAGUUCCAACAUCCAGGGCGAGGAGCAAAAGAAGCUGGAUGUGAUUGCCAACGAGAUCUUUGUGAACGCGCUUCGAUCGUCCAACAAGGUCGCAGUCAUGGUCUCGGAGGAAGACGAGGAGGCCAUCAUUGUCGAGGACCAGUACCGCGGAAAGUACUGCGUCGUCUUUGAUCCUCUCGACGGAAGCUCCAACAUUGAUUGCGGUGUCUCGAUCGGAACUAUCUUUGGAAUCUACAAAGUCAAGGAGGACUCGACUGGCAAGAUCUCUGAUGUUCUUCGUCCUGGCUCAGAGAUGGUUGCCGCCGGAUACUGCACGUACGGUUCCUGCUCGACCUUGGUCUUGACCACUGGUCAGGGCGUUAACGGAUAUACCCUAGACACUGAGAUCGGAGAGUUCAUUCUCACCCAUCCCGACAUCACAAUCCCCUCCCGUGGAAAGAUUUAUGCAGUCAAUGAGGGCAACUCAAAGUACUGGGACAAGGCCUGCACCAAGUACUUCCACUCGCUCAAGUUCCCCGAGGAUCCCAAGAAGUCUCCUUACUCUGCUCGCUAUGUCGGAUCGAUGGUCGCUGAUGUUCACCGUACCAUGCUCUAUGGAGGCAUCUUCUGUUACCCCGCCGACAGCAAGUCCAAGAACGGAAAAUUGCGCAUCCUCUAUGAGUGCUUCCCCAUGGCUUUCUUGGUCGAGCAGGCUGGUGGUCGUGCGUCGACUGGCCUCAAGAGAAUGUUGGAUGUCCAGCCCGAGACGAUUCACUCGCGCUCGCCCAUUUUCCUUGGAAGCAAGGAAGAUGUCGAGGACAUCGAGGCGUGCUACAUGUCCGAGACCCUGAGUGCUCAAUAGUUUUCAAUAGAUAUCCCAUUACCAUUCACUUUUCAUUAAAACUCAUGUAAAUUUUUAUCCGUGAAAA
Gamsiella multidivaricata is the source of this 1274-nucleotide messenger RNA. RefSeq names its product fructose-1,6-bisphosphatase. The transcript is spliced from 4 exons. Gene Ontology annotation, biological process: gluconeogenesis; sucrose biosynthetic process; fructose 1,6-bisphosphate metabolic process. The coding region runs from base 182 to 1207 and encodes 341 amino acids. Gene Ontology annotation, cellular component: cytoplasm; cytosol. NCBI's taxonomy places the organism in Eukaryota, Fungi, Mortierellomycota, Mortierellomycetes, Mortierellales, Mortierellaceae. Gene Ontology annotation, molecular function: fructose 1,6-bisphosphate 1-phosphatase activity. The record is from RefSeq and is a predicted model, not a curated record.